Messenger RNA from Sorex araneus (European shrew), 246 nucleotides. Its product is annotated as translation machinery-associated protein 7-like. The transcript is spliced from 2 exons. The record is from RefSeq and is a predicted model, not a curated record. Lineage: Eukaryota; Metazoa; Chordata; Mammalia; Eulipotyphla; Soricidae. The coding region runs from base 1 to 246 and encodes 81 amino acids.
AUGCCCAAGCCAUCCUGUGGCAGAGCCCUGGUGAGGGGUGGCAGGCGUCAUGUCCCAUGUCGCAAAGGUGGCAAGAAGAAGCCCCUGAUGCAGCACAAGAAGCAGGCCAAGGAAAUGGAUGAGGAAGAUAAGGCAUUCAAGCAGAAACAGAAGGAGGAGCAGAAGAAACUUGAGGAAUUAAAAGCCAAGGAAGCAGGGAAGGGCCCCCAGGCCACUGGUGGAAUUAAGAAAUCUGGCAAAAAGUAA